UCUAUUUAUCCCAUUGAGAAUUAGUUCAUAUUGUACCAGUAACUCAAAGAUAAUUCAUCACUCUAAAAAUUAACUUUUACCCACUGAGCAAUUAUGGGCUAGGACUGUGAUGAAUUCCCACUGAGCAAUUACAGGCUAGGACUGUGAUGAAUUUUAAUAAGCUUGGUACAUAAUUGCUCAAUAUAUGAUAUGUGAUAAGCUUAAUUUCAUUAGUGUUCCUCAUAAAUCAUCACAAUGUGAUUUUCAGGGGGAAGUCACAUGGCUUGGAGCUCUGGCCUGCUGAACCUCGUGUUCAUGGUCAACAGCUCUAUGGUGAUGUGGGGUCUUGUGAGGCUUCCUGACAGGUGAGAGGCAUCUCGAGGGACUCUGUUUCAACAGGGAGGUCAUCACAGCUUCCUGAUUCAUGACAUAACUUAAAACACCUUUGUUUUCAAUAGUUGUAUUCACUGUUUCUUUCUGUUUCUCCUCACACACUCUUGGGUUCCUGCACCUCCCCCUCAUGGCUAUAUCUCUCCCUUCCUCUCACCCAUGACACUCCAGCGCCGAUGGAGCUGAGGAUGUAGCUGCCUGGUGGUGAUGCUGAGUUUCGCUUAGGAGCUGCGCUAGUGCUACCUUGGCCAUAGAAACCUCUUUGGUGACUUGACCUCCUUAAACUGUUAUUUCACUUCAGCUCAUCCAUGUAGGCUGGGAGAAAAUUGGGCCAUUGAUGGGAUGCAUAAUGCAAUUCUUCCUCAUGUCUCCUAACACAAGCAGCAACUGUGAUCUUCAAAAACACUCUUGCCCUGAGCUCUGAAAUCCUCCAGCAUGAAAAAGAGGAAAGAUGAACAGAGGAUGAACUGCUAGAGCUGAAGGGAAAUGAUCGGAGGUAACCCCUGGUCCCAACCAGGCCAGUGAUGUCACCAGGACUAGGGGAGGCCUCUCUGCAGAGAUGGUGCUGGCAACCACAGGCCAUACCUAAUGUCUCAGAGCAAGAGAAGUGCUUUGGAGGAGCCCGGACUUUGCAUUCUAGAGCCUUGGACUUGAAUGAAGCAGGUACAAGUCCCCUAAAAGUAAUUGGUGAGAGAAAUUCAAGAAGAGAAAUACAUAUCAUGUUUGUUGACUAAAAGACUCAAUUUGGUUAGCAUAUUACAGCAACACAAUUCUGAUUAAUAUUUCUAGUAGGAGAUUUUAGAGAAAUUUAAAAGCUUGUUUCAAAAUGUAUUUGAAAAUCGAAGAACCUAGAAUAGGCAAGUUGGUCUUGAAGAAGCAAUAGGUUGGAGGACUUGCUCUGCUAGAUUUUAAACCUGAUUUCAAAGCUACAGUAAUUUCAGAACAAUAGGACCGGUGUGAGUAUUCAUAAAUAUAUCGAAGUCAAAGAAUACAGAUUCAAAUGAUAAGCCCACAUAUGUGCGGUUAUUUAACUUUUUUUAGUAGAAUCUUUUUUACUCAGGAAAAAAUACCCAAAUCUUCAAAACAAAAAAGUUUUCCAACCACACACAGGAGGGGUAUGGGUAGGGGGAGGUGUCUGUCCAUCUAGCCUGUCCCGCAGCCCAUGCAGAGGUCAGCACUGGGAACGCUGAAGGUGAGAGGCCAUUUCAUGAUAUUUCUCAUUGGUGAAAUUGCCGAGGACACCUUCUUUGUCCACCAGCAGGCCUAGCGUCUUAGCAGUCAUGGCGACAGUGACAUUGGAAGUGGAGGCUCCACCGAUGCUCUUGGUAAGAAGGUCCCAGGGUAAGUCCUGCAGCAGUGAGUCCAGACCACAGAACAUUUCUGCCCCCGUAGUGUCGACCCAUUCACAAAAAAACCUUGACCAGUCAGAGUCUUGCUCUGUCACCCAGGCUGGAGUUCAGUGGCUCUGCGGUGUGGGUUGCUUUUGUAUCUGGAAUGUGUCUGACAUCCUGAGACCUGGACUCAUUUCAGGGAGCUUUGAGAGGAGCCCCAAUUACUGACGGAAUUGGACGGUGUGUGGAGACGCUUCAGCAGCACGAGGGUAAGUGGAGGAGCAAGACCAGGUCACAGUGAGAGACAGUGAGCAUCAUCAACCACCCCGACCAUCACCAUGAUCUUGCCAGGUUCUGCUGGGGGAAGGCAACAACACAUCAAUGGUGUUAUAGCAAGUUUGUGUGUGUGUGCAUUUUAUCUCCAAUAAUAUUCCAUAAGAACUGUUCGUGGUUCUGUUCCUUUUCCUUUCAAUACAUGGGAAAACUAAAUGCAAACAACAAAAUAGCAUCAGGUUUACAAGACUUCCCAAAGUGUAUGGUCACACACGUUUUCAGGGGAUAUACACAAAUGAUUUUGAUCACUUGAUACCUUGAAAAGAGCUCUUGUGAGACAGAAUGAUAUUGAUAAGUGACAAGUAUGAAAAAAGUGUCAGUGACAUCAAAGAAACAAAUGAACCCACAGAUAGAGGAGGAGCUUUGCACUUAGGGAUGUGAACUGGUCAUCAGUGUAAUGAAAAGCCAAGAUGCUGCCUCAGUGCGAGAAAAGAAAUCAACAUAACAAUGGGAUGCAGCGAGGAGAACACUGAGUCAGGGAGAAAAUAUUUUUAAGUUAUUCAUUAACUUUUCAGUAGGUACAGAAAUAAAAAAUGCAGAACACAGAAGCUAUCAUGGCAGUCUAAAAGUCUGACAUCUUUCAUGUGUGGAAAAGCCUUAAGAUCUGUUUUAACUUAGAGAAGGUGGGGUGACUUCCUGAAGACCACUAAGAAAAUAUAACCUUCUGGGAAACUGUCUCCAUGAUUUUAUACACACAAGAGAUGGACAGAGGAAUGCGCUUAGACAUAUUAAGAAAGAGGUGUGUCUGCAGCACUGUCACAAGGGUGAGCAAAUACUGAGAGGGACUGCUGAGGAAAUAAUCCCCAUCUGUGACUCUCAGGUGAGAUCAGGGGGCCUUGGUUUCAGCACAGCCUGGGCAAUUGGAAUGCAGGGCUCCUAAGAUUUCAUGACACACCCACCUUCUAAUUCUGUUAUUGUGACUGCAAUAACAGAAGAUACCGGCUGCUAACCUCCCUCACUCUUGUAGAGUCUGAGCUACAGGCAGUGCCUUCGGCUCUGAGCUCUGGUAUUCUAAACUUUGUUUUGGCGAUUAAGUACUCUGUGGUAUUGGUGGAGUUCUUCUUAACCAUAAGUCAACCAUUCCAGCUGAUGUCAUCCCUCAGUGCUGACUAACCCUAUUUGAUUUCACUUGUUUUUGACCCAUCAUGUGUUUUGGUUUCUUCUCCCUAGUCCCUGUUAUACCUCUUCUGCCACCAACGUCAGCAUGUGGUAUCUGCUGGACAUUUAUCCAGGGAGAGGGCAGAAAUGAACAUCCUAUAAAUCAACCAGGAAUUGUGUUGUAAGGGUUAUUCUCUUGUGAGGUUUAUUGCCGAGUUUAAAAUGAGGAAACUGAAGCCUGCAUGAGAACAAUUAGACGCCAAUUUAUUCGGCUCUUGGGUGAGGUUCUGUGGUCCUGGGAAAGAGGCCAGAGAAGUUAUUCCCGACCUCUCUUAGGCAUGAGGCUUUACAGGGAGGGAAGGCGUUCUGAUUGCCUGUGGACAAACAGGACAUGGACAUAGCAAGCUGCUAUUGGUAGGCGGGCAGGAUUUCUGGUGAGCAGGCUAGGUGCCCAGUGUGGAGCUUAGUGCUGAGUUCAGAGGGGAUCUCCAAGGCGGAGCUAGAUAAUGGGCGUAUUCCGGUGACAUAAUUUUCAGGCAGGGAGAGGGAUGGGCGUGUCUGAGCUCCCAGCAAGUCAAAUGGCCUUACAGUGCUCCCAGCUGGCACAGAGCCAACAGCAGUUCCAAGACCUCAAAGAGAAAUUUCUUGUAAGUCAAGCUACUGUCUACUCUCUGGCCAAGCAACUGAAGAGAUACAAGCUGGUUUUAGCCCCCUCCAUUGCGAUGAAGAACCCUCUGCAGAUGGAAGAUGAUCCACUCGAAGGCUCAUCAACCACUCAGUGGCAUCAAGUGCCUGGGAACAUUGAUGCCUCCAGUGUUGCAAAACCCAAGAAGAUCAAACGAAAGCUCCCUUUCAGCAAAUGGUUCUGCUGGACUUCACGCUCCGGGUGCAGAGACUGUGAUGCAUACCACCUCAACAUCCAGUCUCUGGAAAAAGAUCUAUAUCGAAUAGGAGAAGAAACAAUAUAUGAAGAGUUGAAAUUAAUUGAGGAGCUCAGGAAAUAUAAAGCCCUGAAUUACCGUCAGACAGAGCAGCUGGCACAGUUAAAGUAUGAAUUACGAAAAGUGAGAGAUGCCUCCUGCUCAGUGGAUCAGCAUUUUGAGGUCCACCUCCCUCCUGAUGACCCUGACAACUGGGAGCGUCAGAACCUCCGAGAGGAGCUGGCUAAGGGGCCCAGGCUGGCUGAGCAAUGUGUCAGCAGGCUCAGCCCAGAAAAUGAUAAACAUCGAUAUGAAACAGAUGAGGACGGUGAGAAAGCAGAGAAAUCAGCUGCCCCCAGGCUGAGCCAGGAGCUACUGGAGGCAAAGGAGCAGAAAGCCUCAGAAGACUCCCUGGAUGACCUUUACUGGGCUCUUCCAGUUCAGGGUGACCUGUCUGAUUACCACCAGCCUUAUAGCAGUGCCUCGUCCUCACUGGAGAAUCAACUCACAUGCCCUGCACUGGAUGUAGCCUGUGAGUACUGCAGCCUGAAGGUCCCAAAACCCCAUGGUCCUCCCAGGCAGCCUCUGUAUGUUAUGUUUCUGCAACUUGUGUCACUGAGUCAGAUCAUCAAUGCAGGCAGGCCCCGUAAACUGAGCCUGCCUCAGUUUUGAAUCUGACUCUUGGCUCCAUUUUUAAUCACAGACAUCCAGUGGGAGGAACUUCCUCUUUUCCUGUCCCAAGUGACUCCUCGGUCACCUGGUUUCUUCUCACAAGAACAGGCUGUGGGCAUGAAAACAGGAAAGAGGUCAGGACUCAUAGCAAGUUUUUGGCCACAGUAGCCCAUCUGGAUAUAUUUGCAUAAAAACCUUCUUCUGUAAGAUAGGGCAUCUGUCUUUUCUCAAAUGAUGUUGCUAACUGCAUGCCUUGAACAGUGCCCUUAUCUCUUCUCUGGCCAUCCACACAUCCAGGCAGUUUUGCACCAUUAUUUCAGAGCCCAUUGUAGAAUUCCUGUGUCUGAUAAGGAUUCUCUACUCUAGAGAUCUCCAGCUCGAGGGCCAUGGACAGUUGUGGGGCCAUGACCUGUUAGGAACUGGGCCACACAGCAGGAGGUCAGCGGUGGGAGAGCAUGACCGCCUGAAUUUCGCCUCCUGCCAGAUCAGCAGUGGCAUUCAAUUCUCACAGGACUCGAACCCUAUUGUGAAUUGCACAUGUGAGCGAUCUAGGUUCUGCACCCCUCAUGGGAAUUUAAUGCAUGAUGAUCUGUCACUGUCUCCCAGUGACUGUCACCCCCACGUGGGACCAUCUAGUUUCAGGAAAACAAGCUUAGGGCUUGCACUGAUUUGGUGAGUUGUAUAAUUAUUUCAUUAGAUAUUAUAAUGUAAUAAUCAUAGAAAAACAGUGCACAAAUAAUGUAAUGUGCAUGAAUCAUCCGGAAAGCUUCCCCCUUUCCCUGGACCCAGAAAAAUUGUCUUCCAUGAAACCGGAUGCUGGUGCCUAAAAGGUUGGGGACUGCGGCUCUACCUGCUGGGAGGUGACCUCCCUCCACUGACGCAGUCCAGUGUCCCUUCCUUUACUCAGGCCCAGGCUUGCAUGCUCUGCAGAGCUCCAGUGGCUUUUUCCAUGUGUGGGCUUGUUGUUUGAAUCGUGAUUUGGUCUCAGUGCUAUAUUCUCAUGAAAACCAUUGAGAAUGAGUGUCCCUCAUGGGGUACUGGCGUAACUGAUGAGCAAAGUGGAGUGGUUUCUAUCCUCAUGAUGUCCAGGAAACCCUUCCGCUGAGCAAGUGCCCCUUGGUGUAGCAGCUUCACAGGAUAUGUAGAGAAAAAUUUGAUUUUCAUUUCUUCUUGCUCAUUGUAUUUUUUUUAACUUCCAUUCUGGGAGUUUCAUGUGCAUUGUUGGGAGUUUCAAGCAUCAACCUAUUAUUUUCUAGUAAGAGCAGGUAACUCUGUGAUGUACCCCAGUAUAUCUGAUUACGUUGUAAUAAAAUUAGCAACAGUGCCAGGUGCGGUGGCUCAUGCCUGUAAUUCCAGCACUUUUGGAGGCUGAAGAGGGUAGAUUGCUUGAGCUGAGGAGUUUGAGACCAGUGUGGGCAACACUACAAAAACAUGUCUUGAUGAAAAAUUAGCAAGGCAUGAUGACACACACCUGUGCUUCCAACUUUAUGGGAAGCUGUGGUGGAAGAAUCACCUGAGCCUGGGAAAUUGAGGCUGCAGUACGUCAUUAUUGCACCACUGCACUCCAGCCUGAGCAACAAGGUGAGAUCUGUGUCACGCACACACACACAUUCACACACACACACACACUGAGAGAGAGAGAGAGAGAGAGAGAGAGAGAGAG
Molecule: messenger RNA, 6386 nt
Organism: Callithrix jacchus (white-tufted-ear marmoset)
Lineage: Eukaryota; Metazoa; Chordata; Mammalia; Primates; Cebidae
Source: RefSeq, a predicted model, not a curated record